AAUCCAAAGGAAAUCCGACACACAACGCGCGACAGAUCGGUCGAGUGGAGUCAGCGCCGCCGGGCCGGUCGCGGUCGCGGUCGGAUCCCCUUGCUUCCCCGUUCCCCCGCCGCUCCGCCCGCCUCCUCUCCUUCGAUUCGUUGCUUCCCGCUUCAAAUCCUUGUGCGCGCGCCGCGCCAAGCCAACCACCCUUUCUUUCCCAUGGCUUCCGACGCCCCGACGCAGCAGCCGGCGCCCCAGCAGAAGCCUACAAGGGUCUCGCUGUCCUACGAGGAGAUCUCCAAGCUCUUCUCGCUCCCCAUCGCCGAGGCGGCCUCCAUCCUCGGAGUCUGCACCAGUGUCUUGAAGAGGAUCUGCCGCACCCACGGGAUUGUUAGGUGGCCCUAUCGUAAGCUUGUUUCUGGGAAAGCUGGGGAUGAUACAAAAGGUCCUGAUAGAGACAAAGCCAAGGAACUCCUUGAGUUAUCAAAAAUCGUGAAACAAAAGGCUUCCAGUGCAUCAGGCCCAUCAAUAGUGUCAUCAAGCACUUCCCAAGGAGCGGCAAAGUCUCAACAGGGCAGUUCUAAGGCAGGACAAAUUUCAGUUUCGCCCCCAGCAGGUAAGCAGAACACAUCACCAAGCUUGGCCCACGGUAGCCAAGCCAAGGCCAUCCCUAGUUAUAUGGAUGAUUUCAAGUACGGAUUCCCGUCAUCUGGCUUGUCUUGUGAAACGAUGAAAUGGUGGGGCACAAGCAGCGACACAGACUGUGUGCCUGCCAAAGAUGGAAGCCAUGAAGCCCAUGAUUUAACAACGCAUGAGCCGUCAAAGGGCAUGACUGAUGAUGACGAGUUGGACUGGGGAGCAGAUGAAGCAGAAGCGGAAGCUGAAGCUGAUGGUGCUGUUACAGCAGAAGCGUCGGCGCAGCUGUGCUCCCUAAGAAGGAAAGCAGUAGAUGAUGGACGCAAGCUAUUGAAUGGCGGCAACCGCAGGGGCCAAGAAUUUUCUAGGCUGAACAAAAGGCAGAAGCUAGUGCUGGCCCAGGUAUUUGGGGCUUCACUGCCAGAUGUUGUAUUUCUUGUGUCUAGUGAGUGAAGGGCAACUGUAGCUGCGUUUUCCCUCCCUCUCCAGGUCCUCAUGUAAUAUGACCCAUUAUUAGCUAGAAGUGUGAAAUCUUCUCAUUGGAUUCAAGAAUGGCAGGAGCUUGUUUUGUCUUCCUAUCAUACAAGUCAUUGCUGCCGCUUUUCUCUACGUAUUUUCUCUUAUCUCCCAUGUGUGUACGAGGAGAGCACCUUAUGUUAUAUAUUUGAAUGCACGCCAUUCCAUUCCA
This is a messenger RNA of Sorghum bicolor (sorghum), 1306 nucleotides long. RefSeq lists its product as uncharacterized. Gene Ontology annotation, molecular function: DNA-binding transcription factor activity. The record is from RefSeq and is a predicted model, not a curated record. Lineage: Eukaryota; Viridiplantae; Streptophyta; Magnoliopsida; Poales; Poaceae. The coding region runs from base 202 to 1071 and encodes 289 amino acids. The transcript has 4 exons.